AAAUAUUUCAUCUACACCUGAUCUUCUAGGAUCUUCUAGAAAAUUUAUGGAGAAAGGUGUCAGUUUAGGCACUCAUCCAACACGUAAAUUACAGAAACAUGAAGAAAGCAGAAGACACCAACAUGCUCUUCUGAAACAUGCAGAAACUGUCACCAGUAAAAGUAGUAGAUCUACUUUAUUGAAUAUUUGGAGCUCAAUGACCGAUGAAAAUUCAAAAAAUAAAAUGUAUAAUAGAAAUUAUCUUGAAAAACUCGUUAAAUGUGCAUACUUCAUGGUCAGGAAGAAGUGGGCUUUAACAGAAAAUUUUGAAGGUUUUGUGCGUUUUGUUGGUCAGGUUGGAUGCCAAGAAAUCCACAGAUAUCUAGAAAAUGACCCAAAAAUAACUUACCUGUCAUCAAAAUCAGUGUCAGACAUUUUGAAAGAUUUAAGUAAUGCAGUGGAAGAAAAAGAGGAAUGCUCCUUACUUUGCUUUACUAGCAGAUGAAAGCACUGACGAGGGAAAUCGAAUCCAGUUUGCCCUCUUGGCCAGAUGGCCCUCGGAAGGGAAAUUUGAAGAUCGCUACCUAGGUCUCAUCAAUGUGAAAAAAACUGAUGCUCAGAGUCUUUAAUAGGCCAUUCAACAAUUCUUCUUGGCAAAAGGUGUAGAUCUGGACAAAGCUAGAUUCACAGCAUUUGAUGGUACUAAUACAAUGAGUGGUGAAAUAUCAGGUUUGCAGAGAAGAGUACGACAUAUUUCUCCUCAUUGUUUAUACAUAAACUGUCGAAACCAUCUCCUGGCUUUAUGCUUAAAGCAUCUGAUGCCAACAUAUUCAUCCUUGAAAGAUGUUGAUAGUGUUCUUUUGUCUCUCUGGAAGUUAUUUGAAUACUCACCUCGCAGACUCACGAUGUUCCAAGAAGACCUUCAAGAGAUGUAUGUAAUGAAGUCAUACGCACUAGUGAAAGCCAUGUCUACACGAUGGUUAUCUCUUGAAAUAGCCUGUGGGAGAGUUAUUGACAGGUAUGGGACAAUAAUUGACAUUUUAGAUGAGAUAUAUGAUGAAAAGAAACAACCAGAAAUAUACAGAAUUCGCUUUUGUUUGACCCAGCAAAAUACUGUUGCCAUGAUGAUGUUAUUGUGUGAUGUUUUGAAACCGUUGUCACACUUGAGUGUGUAUUUACAAGGAGAGUAUGUAAAUUUUACACACAUUGGCACACACGUCAGACAUGCAAAUGAUACUCUCCAUGACAUUAUACAAAAAGUGCAAAGACCAGAAAUUGAUCCUGAGCUUAAGUUUUCCAAGAUUCAGGAGCUGUUUGAUGAAAUUACUGACAGAACACAGUUGGCCAUGAGACGUAAAAAUCUUCAGCACACAACUCCAGACGACUUCUUAAGAACCAUAGGAGUCCCAUUCAUUUAUUCAUUGAUUGCUGAAGUGGAAGAUGCUUUUAGAUGCACACCAGUUUUGCAAGCACUAGGAAUACUAGACCCUAGAAAUUUACCAAAGAAUAUACAAGAAAUCCCUGGCUUUGGAGAUGAUGAAAUGGACAGGAUAGCCAAUUUUUAUGGAAACCCAAAGGAAGAUACAUUUAUGAACUAUGUCACAAGAUGUGGCAGUGACCUGAAUGCACCUGUCAAGGUGUGUGCUGAGUUUAAAGCAUUCAAGCAUCAGAUGUUUAUAAUGAGCAUUCAUCCCUGAAAAAUAACACCCUUACAAAACAGAUCAAGGGGCAUUGAUUCACCUUUGAAACAGUAUCAACAUAUGAGAGAGGACCCAAUCUUAAGAAACAGUUUCCCAAAUAUGAUGCAUCUUCUUGGACUGGCCCUUACAGUUCCAUCAACAACAGCAGCAGUUGAAAGAUCUUUCAGUUUAAUGAACUUGCUGUGCACAACCUUGAGAAAUAGGCUUAUUAACUGUUCAUUAGAUCAUUUAAUGAGAAUCUGCAGUUGUUCAAAUGGGGAAGAAUUAAAUCGGGAAAUCUUGGACAGAGCAAUUAAAUUUUUAUAACACAAAAGAAUAGAUUGGUUAAAUUUUAAGGUUUUGUUUUGGCAAUAAACUUUUUUCUGACUCACCAACAGUGUUUAAUUCUUGAAAUAUAGUCUUACAGUAGCACAUAAAAAUUUCCCAAUUUUUGAUAAAUCGUCGUAAAAUUCCCAAUUCCAAGGGCCCGGGCCCCAUUCCCAAAUUGGUGUGGAAAAUCCCUGGAUACU
This is a messenger RNA of Saccostrea echinata, 2188 nucleotides long. RefSeq lists its product as uncharacterized. NCBI's taxonomy places the organism in Eukaryota, Metazoa, Mollusca, Bivalvia, Ostreida, Ostreidae. The transcript is spliced from 5 exons. Bases 690 to 1676 code for a protein of 328 amino acids. The record is from RefSeq and is a predicted model, not a curated record.